Molecule: messenger RNA, 1029 nt
Organism: Acanthamoeba castellanii str. Neff
Lineage: Eukaryota; Discosea; Longamoebia; Acanthamoebidae
Exons: 9
Coding region: 1-1029 (342 amino acids)
Source: RefSeq, a predicted model, not a curated record
AUGGAAGGCAGCAACAGCCACAAAGAGGGCCACGACAGCUUUGACCUCCUGUUUGUGGGCAACUUUGUGCAGGACAUCAUUCACACCAUCGACCCUGAAGACCACAGCAUCAGGGAGGCGCACAAGUUGGGCGGGUCGGUGACCUACGGGCCGCUGGCGGUGGCCACCCUGGGCCGUGGCUGCCGCGUGCGUGUUGUGUGCCGCGUCGGCCAGGCCGCAGCCGCCGACCCCUUCCUCACCUCCCUCCGCACCGCCGGCACCGUCGACCUCUCUGGCGUGGAGUGGAUGGAGGGCGCCGACACGUCGUAUCUGCUCAAAUACGACAAGUCGGGCCAUCGCACGCUCUCGCUCCGGGAGAAGGGCUACCCCGUACCCCAGGACCUCGUGCUGAAGCACGUGGGUCGGCCCGACGCGAUCCUCUUCGUGCCGGUGGCCGGUGAGUUCGACGAAACGCUGGUGGUGGCGGUGGCGAAGGACCUGCGGCACAAGGGCUGCCGGCCGAUCAUCGCCAUCGACAUCCAGGGGUACCUGCGCGCCUUCGAGGGCGACCGCGUCUGCACCCGGGAGGCGGAGGAGAUGGUGGGCAAGCUGGACCGGGUGGGCCGGUACCUUACGUUCCUGAAGGCCGAGUACGGCGAGGCGCAGGCCAUCCUGGGCCUCGACCUCAGCCCCGCCGAAUGCGCCAACGGCUCGUUCCUGGCGACCAAGGCGCUGGGCGUCACCUUCGUGCCCACCUACAAGCCCGAGCGAGUGCGAGAUGAGACGGGAUGCGGGGACACGUACCUGGCGUGCACCAUCAGCGAGCUGCUCCACCUGCGCCGCAGCCAGCACCACCAACAGCAGCACCGCAAGACGCCGCUCCACUCCUCCGAAGGCGCCCUCCACACAGUCGACGACGAGUGGGGCCUCGAGGAGAUUGGGCGGAGGAUCGAGCGCGGGGAGGUGCAGGGCAAGGAGAGCAGCCGCAAGUCCGUCACCGCCUACACGCCGCCCCCCUCCGUGCGCCGACGCCAGAGCCUCGACGGCUGA